Messenger RNA from Nicotiana tabacum (common tobacco), 2893 nucleotides. The record is from RefSeq and is a predicted model, not a curated record. NCBI's taxonomy places the organism in Eukaryota, Viridiplantae, Streptophyta, Magnoliopsida, Solanales, Solanaceae.
UUUUUUUUCCUACAAAUUUUGUGCUCAGUCAAACGGAUUCGAUGAAUUAUAAGAUACACAGUACUUCUUUACAAUAAAAUAAAUCAAAAUGUUUGUAUUUUCUGAAACUACAGUAUCUGCUGUGUGGUUCUUGUUUUUUUGUUUGCUUUUAGCUGAUAUAGUAGUAGUACAAACUAAGCUUCUUUCUGCUGAUAUUAUUUUUGGCGGUGCUGUUUAGUCUUUGCUCAGAUAUCUAAUGUUUCUUUGUUAAAAAAAUAGGUAGGUUUUGUGCUUGUUUAAGGAAAGAUAACUGAUAUCACAGAAUUUUGUGGGGUUGAUGAUUUGAACUAUUUGUGUUGUAAAAAUGAGUUCUUGAUUCAACAUGGCUAUGUUGGAAUCAUACAGGAGUUUAUGAGCUCGAUUUGAAAUUUAAUAUUUGUACAUAUUUAGUAGAUUUUCUGCCCCAGGUCGGAAGUAAAAGGAGUCUUGAGAAUUUCACAGUUUCUUGAUUUUUGUGCUACAUGCAAUUAUACGUGGAUAAAAAAUGGAGGGCUCAUCUCAGUCUGGUAGGGAGAGGUCUGAAAAUUCAAGGGGUUUGAAUUCUUCAGGUAUUGUGGAUAGGAAUUCAAGAUUUUGUUAUGAUUCUGGAUUUUCUGAUGUGAAUUGUCUUAAAGAUCAACAAGGCAGGAGAACAAUAGGUAGUAGUACUAGUAGUAAAGAUGUUAGUUUGAGACAUUGGUUGGACAAUCCAGAGAGAAAUGUUGAUGCUCUUGAAUGUUUGCACAUAUUUACUCAAAUUGUAGAGAUUGUAAACUUGGCACAUACUCAGGGGAUAGUUGUUCAUAAUGUAAGACCAUCAUGUUUUGUCAUGUCUUCUUUCAACCGUGUUGCUUUUAUUGAAUCUGCAUCCUGCUCUGAUUCGGGGUCCGAUUCGUGUGAAGAUGGGCUAAAUAGUUCAUCUUCUCCUUUGCCUAUUGAAUCUGGCAUAGUAUCUGAUAGCAGUUGUUUGCAGUCAAGUUCAGGUCAUAUGGUGCAGACUUUGGAAGCUAAUAAGAACAGACAAAUUGAAGAAAAGAAGCAUACUUUUCCUAUGAAACAGAUAUUGCACUUGGAAACUAAUUGGUAUAAUAGUCCAGAAGAGGUUGAUGAAGCUCCAAGCACUUGUGCUUCGGACAUUUAUCGACUCGGAGUCCUUCUCUUUGAGCUAUUUUGUACCUUCAACUCAUCAGAUGAGAAAAUUGCAACUAUGUCAUGUUUAAGACAUCGUGUCCUACCCCCACAAUUGUUGUUGAAAUGGCCUAAAGAAGCUUCAUUUUGCUUAUGGUUAUUACACCCGGAACCAAGUAGUCGGCCAAAAAUGGGCGAGUUGCUAGAAAGUGAAUUCCUUAGAACUCCAAGACAUGACUUAGAAGAACGUGAAGCAGCAAUAGAGCUUAGAGAAAAAAUAGAUGAGCAGGAAAUAUUGCUGGAGUUCCUUUUGCUAAUCCAACAGCGAAAGCAGGAAGCUGUGGAAAAUUUGCAAGAAAUUGUUUCUUUUGUAUCGUCUGAUAUAGAAGAGGCGUCUAAGAUGCAGACAACCCUUAAGAUAAAAGGAGGCUCAAGCUUAGAACGAGCUAAGCGCUUAAAUUCGCGGAGGACAGAUAUUACUGAAGAUGAUGAUUCCGGGAGCUCUGGAUCUAGAAAGAGAUUUAGGCUUGGCACAGGAGAGGAAUCCGAUGGUCAUCAAGAUGAAAGCCAGAAACCCGAAAGGCAAAUUGAAUAUAAAGGCAGCAUUUUAGCAAAAAGUUCCCGGUUGAUGAAGAACUUCAGAAAAUUGGAGACAGCUUAUUUCAUGACAAGACGCAGGAUUGUUAAAACAAUGGACAAACCUACGAGUAGACGUUGUCAAACAAGUACGGAAUGUAGAAGUUCCGGUACAGCUACUGAAAGGAGUUCUCUGAGUAAUUUGUCAUCAAAAAGAGGGUGCAAGGAGGAUGGAGAGAUUGGAUUUAUCAAUUCGUACUUAGAGGGUCUGUGCAAGUAUUUUUCUUUUAGCAAGUUAGAAGUGAAGGCAGAUUUAAGGCAAGGGGAUCUUCUAAACUCAUCCAAUCUUGUAUGUUCUCUCGGUUUUGAUCGUGAUGGUGAAUUUUUUGCAACUGCCGGCGUAAAUAAGAAGAUCAAAGUUUUUGAAUAUAACUCAAUUCUAAAUGCGGAUCGUGAUAUACACUAUCCAGUCGUUGAAAUGGCUAAUAGAUCAAAGUUAAGCAGUAUAUGUUGGAAUGGCUAUAUCAAGAGCCAGCUCGCCUCAAGUAACUUUGAAGGUGUGGUGCAGGUAUGGGAUGUCACGAGAAGUCAGCUUUUCAUGGAGAUGAGAGAGCAUUUGAAACGCGUCUGGUCUGUUGACUUUUCCGUAGCAGAUCCAACCAUGUUGGCGAGCGGGAGCGAUGAUGGUUCUGUUAAGCUUUGGAAUAUCAAUCAGGGAGUAAGUGUUGGAACCAUAAAAACAAAAGCCAACGUCUGCUGUGUUCAGUUCCCUGUUGAUUCUGGUCGGGCCCUUGCUUUUGGUUCAGCAGAUCAUAAGAUAUAUUACUAUGAUCUACGAAACUCAAAAUUGCCGCUAUGCACAUUAGUUGGGCACAACAAGACAGUGAGCUAUGUCAAGUUCAUAGAUUCAACAACUCUUGUGUCUGCAUCUACGGAUAAUACGAUAAAGCUCUGGGAUCUGUCAUCGUGCACGUCUCGUGUUCUUGAUUCUCCUCUUCAGUCAUAUACCGGUCAUAUGAAUGUAAAGGUAUUGUACUUUGAUCCUAUCACCUGAAUAACGAUCUUGUUUCGUGACCUCAUUGAACAGUAUGUUGUCUUUGAACAUUCUCAGGGGUAUAGUUAGAGAAAUCUUAGUUUCCCAUACAAUUAAGUUAAAUCAAAUCUAAUUUAC